UCUAUUGUCUCGCUCGGAGUUAUAGGUGAAGAUAUUAUGAAAGCUUGACGUUAAGUGAUAAACCUUUAAAACAUGUCAGUGGUAUGCAGUAUGGAUGAAGGUGAUGCGAUUAUAAAACUGAAGGAUUAUAAUGGAAACCUCCCACAUUCCAUAAUAACUCGAGAGAUGGAGGAAGUGGAAGAAAAGCUUGAGAAAAUGACAGCUGAAGAAGAAGAAAGACGUAGGAAGGAAAUGGAAAAGGAAGAAAAUGAACUGAAAGAACAGCGAUAUAAGCGACUGACGCAUUUGUUAACCCGAAGUCAGUUCUACACAGAGUUUAUGGUAAAGAAGUUGGAUUCACAUAAAUCACAAUUGACAAAGAAAUCUAUCUGGCGUCCUGAAGUGGAAUCAUCGAGUGAAGAAGUAAAUGUUGGAAUAAAUGGUAGCAACACUAAUACACACCAUCUGCAUGAACGCAAUGAAAACAGUUCAUCACAGACUUCAGGUGGUGGGUCUUCAGUCAGAAAAGAUGCCACCAGGGCAAAAGGUUCACAGAAUGUUGCAAGAACUAAGCGGAAACUCGACACAUACAACAUUGCAGACAUAAUAGACUCUGAGACCAUCAGUGGGAUUGGUAAGAAGGCAAGAUUGGAUGCUGCAGCAAAAUUGUUGCCACCAGAGAAGGAGAACCGCAAGCAACAAGAACAGGUUGCAGGGACCAGAGAAACAGCGUAUGGAUUUGUGGUGUCUGAACGCCAGCCUCUCCUGUUUGAGGGAGGAGCCUUAAGACCAUAUCAGCUUGAUGGACUAGACUGGCUCAAGUUGCUGUACGAGAAUGGUGUUAAUGGGAUCCUGGCAGAUGAAAUGGGACUUGGAAAGACACUUCAAGUUAUUGCGCUUUUCUGUCACUUAAUUGAAAUGCAUGUAACAGGACCAUUUCUUGUUGUUGCUCCUCUUUCCACACUCCCUAACUGGAUGUUGGAGUUUGAAAGAUUUGCUCCUCAGGUACAUGUUCUCCUAUUCCAUGGGAGUGAAAACCAACGCUCUGAAAUGUACCCUCUCCUCUGUAAAAAGAAUGAAGUAAAUGGAAUAGCUGUAUGCCCUGUUGUUUUGACAUCAUUUGAAAUUCCGCUGAGAGAAAAGAUACUGCAGAGGAUCAAGUGGAGCUAUGUUGUUGUGGAUGAGGGACAGCGGCUCAAGAACUACAAGAGUAUGCUGUCAAGGGAGCUGAAGAUGUAUCACACUGGGAACCGACUGCUGUUGACAGGCACUCCACUUCAGAAUAAUCUAUCUGAACUGUGGUCAUUACUUAAUUUCUUGCUGCCAGAAAUCUUUGAUGAUCUGGCAGUGUUCGAGGCGUGGUUUGAUGUCUCAGAAUUGCAGCAGUCUGACAGCAGUGAGAAGAUCAUUAUGCAGGAAGAGCAGAAGAAUGUUUUGUCAAUAAUGCACCAGAUUCUUACGCCCUUCCUAUUACGCCGUGUGAAGGCUGAUGUUGCUCUGAACAUUCCGCCAAAGAAGGAGUUGCUUGUGUAUGCUCCUAUGUCACCUGUGCAGCUAGAACUGUACCGAGCCACAGUGGAACAUAACUACAAGAAGCUGCAGGGGAAAACUGAGGAGAGUGUUGUCAUUCCUGACCGGCAAGAUGGUAAACGUGCAAAGCGGAAGUGCAGUGCUCAAAAAAAUUAUUCAUUUGACCUAAUGGAAAAAUUUGAUGAAUUUGAUGAGCAUUCAAACUCAAGCUCAGAUUGUAAUAUCAUAAUAAAAGACAAAGAAGAUGAGAGUUACAAAAUCAUGUUAAAAAUGGUACAUCCCAUGAUGCAGCUACGUAAGAUUGUCAAUCACCCAUAUUUGGUGCACUUUCCACUUGUGCCAGGAAAGAAUGAGCUCAAAGUUGAUGAAGAGCUAGUCAACAGAUCAGGAAAACUUCUGGUUCUUGAUGCUAUGUUGGUGAAAUUGAAACAAAGAGGACAUAAGAUUCUCCUGUUCUCGACCUUUACAUCCCUGCUAGACCUAUUAGAGGACUAUUUACUCAUGCGGAAUUAUAAGUAUGUCCGUUUGGAUGGGUCUACCAAGGUUGGGGACCGGCAGGAACGGAUCAGGGCAUUCAAUACUGAUGCAAGCCUCUUCAUAUUUCUCAUCUCGACUCGUGCUGGUGGACUUGGAAUCAAUCUUACGUCUGCUGAUACUGUCAUUAUUUAUGACAGUGAUUGGAAUCCACAAGUGGAUUUGCAAGCCCAAGACCGUUGCCAUCGCAUUGGCCAAACCAGACCAGUUGUUGUGUAUCGAUUUGUGACAGCUGGAACUGUUGAUGAGCAGAUUGUGGAGCGAGCUGCUGCUAAGAGGAAAUUAGAAAAGAUGGUGAUCCAAAGAGGCUUAUUUAAACUUAACAAAAGGGAACAGGAAGACAUAAUCAAUCUUCGAGAACUGCUGGACCUUCUUAAUUCACAUGACCACCAGAAAGUGAUCCAUUCUAAUGGUUAUGUGUUCACUGAUGAGGAAUUGGAAGCAUUGUUGGAUCGCAGUGAUAUGCUGUCUGCAGCAUCUGUGUCAGACACUGGAAUCCAGACGGAGAGAAAUUGCAGAGCUAAACACUACAAGGUUGUUGACCAGCAGUGUGGAGAUUCAAAGCUUGAACAGUUCAGCUGAAGGAAGCAUGGCAGUGGAAGCACAUUGGAAGUUACACUGGCAGCUGGGCUUUAUGUACACGAGUUGAAAGUGCACUGUAGAAUCUCAUCAAAGAAAAGAAAGCAUUCUUGUGCUUCCUUUCUCACUCUUGUAUUUAUGUAAGUUCCUAUAAAUAGUAUGUACAGAUAUUCAAGAUGUUCUGAACCUUAAUUUUUUUUGUACAGAAAUUCUUUGUUUGUUUUCAAAAAUAACAGUAUGACACCAAGGCUCUGAAAUGGCAACAUUCCAAUUGAGAAUAAGGGAGCUUUCUGUCUAAUAAAAUGUCACAUUUUCCCCUAACCACUCAUUUGUAAAUUUGUCAUAUGUGCUGUCUCUUUUUAAGAUACUGUUCAUUACAUGAUACGUGAAUCUUGUAGUGAUUCUGACUUGCUUCUGUUUAUUGAAAAUUACUUUUUUUUUUUCAUUAAAACAUUAAAUAAUUUUAGCUUAAUAAAGAAUUGUCUUUGUUACAGCCAUGUUUUCUGUGUUUCAGUUCUUAUGGUAUAUGUUUAUAGUUAAAGCUGCAGUGUUGCAGAAUGGGAUGCCAUGUGGCCUGAUAGGUGGUUAUCAAUGUUUUGGAGUAAGAGUUUCUCAGAAACACUGGUAACCAUCUACCAGUUACAUGGCAUCACAUUCCAGAAGACUAGAAUCCUUUCACAUUGUGAGAACCUAAAAUUUUAUCUCUCUUUAGUUGUUUGAGAAAUUUUGUCAAGAAUUCUGGUUCUGUAACUCUUCAUAUCAGUGACCCUUGGCAUAAAACAGUUUUAUCUGUAUGUGUUUAUUCAUCCUGUAAAUUAAAUAAAUGUGAUCUGAAAUCAAAUACUUUAUGUACAUGUAUCAUCACCAGUGCACUGACACAAAACUUAAUUAAGAGAAACACAUGAAGAGGAUGAUCUUCCGGGUUCUCAUGCCACAUAUUUCAGAAGUCCACCAAUAUAUCGGAGCAGUGUGAUCCAAAAAAUCAUACUCACCAUAAUCAGUGCUAUAAAUUUAUUACAAACAAAUGUCCAUAACUCCUAGCAGUGGAGAAUUAGAAACAAAGAAGAGAUAGAUGAGAUAUUGAAGAAAGAAGAUAUGGUUAGAUUUAUAAAGGCAAGAAGAAUUGACUGGCUGAGACAUGUAGAAAGAAUGGAUGCUAACUGAAUGCCAUGGAAGAUCCAUACUAAAAAGAGUACAAGGCAGACCAAAACUGAGAUGGUUUGGUGAGGUCACAGAACACCUUAGGAUAUUGAAAAUUAAAGAUUGGAGAUCCACUGCAAUGGACACAGAUGCUUGGAAGCUGUUGGUGCAGGAGGCUGCAGGAGGCCAAGGCCC
Cryptotermes secundus is the source of this 3957-nucleotide messenger RNA. Its product is annotated as lymphocyte-specific helicase. Gene Ontology annotation, molecular function: chromatin binding; ATP binding; ATP-dependent chromatin remodeler activity. NCBI's taxonomy places the organism in Eukaryota, Metazoa, Arthropoda, Insecta, Blattodea, Kalotermitidae. Gene Ontology annotation, cellular component: pericentric heterochromatin; nucleus. Bases 73 to 2625 code for a protein of 850 amino acids. Gene Ontology annotation, biological process: pericentric heterochromatin formation; negative regulation of gene expression via chromosomal CpG island methylation; DNA methylation-dependent constitutive heterochromatin formation. The record is from RefSeq and is a predicted model, not a curated record. The transcript has 15 exons.